Molecule: messenger RNA, 1644 nt
Organism: Nerophis ophidion (straightnose pipefish)
Lineage: Eukaryota; Metazoa; Chordata; Actinopteri; Syngnathiformes; Syngnathidae
Product: ADP-ribosyl cyclase/cyclic ADP-ribose hydrolase 1
Exons: 10
Coding region: 338-1183 (281 amino acids)
Biological process (GO): positive regulation of B cell proliferation
Cellular component (GO): plasma membrane
Molecular function (GO): phosphorus-oxygen lyase activity; NAD+ nucleosidase activity
Source: RefSeq, a predicted model, not a curated record
GUGUGCCUCUUCCUAAAAGACAGCCCACACGUUGCCUGGGGAAAUUCUUCAUGGCAUCAUAAUGGGAGUCAUGCGGAGGCACUAUUCGCAACAGGGCCCUGGAGGGAAAACAUCUUUUUGACCAAUGUCUGUCCACGGGGUUAAGGGGAAAGUCCGCUUUCGCCCUCAGCAUCGACACCCAUCAGUCCUGAGAAGAAGGAAUUAGUACUCUUUUAAGGAAGAUACUUUUCCUGAGUGAAACAGUGGGCAGCACCAUGAAACCAGAAAUAUUGUGUCUCCUGGUUUUGUAAGGUACCCCUCUGUCACCACGGCAACCACCCCUAAAGCAUCUUUAGUAAUGAUCAGCAUGACCGCAUGCCUCCUUGUGCUUUCCAUGUGUCUCGGGCCCCUGCUAGCACAUUUCGGGACGACCCCCAACAUCAAGCACAUCGUGAUGGGACGGUGUUUCAAUUACAUCACACUUGUUAACCCCAGCGUCAGAUACGACUGCGAGGAAAUCUGGCAACAGUUUGAGGAGGCGGUGGUGCAGCAGGCGUCUUGCGGCGUGGCCGUCGAGGACUACCGCCACAUGUUCCAAGCCAUGCCGCAAACGUGGGCCUGUGACCGGUUCCUUUUCUGGAGCAAGACUCGGGCGCUCAUACACGACUACGCAGCUGUGGUGCGUGGCUUUUGGACCCUGGAGGACACGCUGGUUGGUUACAUGUUCAACGAUCUCAUCUGGUGCGGUCAGCAGGAAGACGCAGAUUUUGAUUUCGGCUCCUGUCCCCAGUGGUCGGCCUGUUUGGAUCACCCUGUGCACUCUCUGUGGAGGCAAGCUUCAAAGGACUUUGCAGAAACAGCAUGUGGGAACAUCACCGUCUUACUCAAUGGAUCCAUUGACGACGCCUUCAAUAAAAACAGUAUGUUUGGAAGUGUGGAGCUGGACGGUCUGAAUCCACACAGGGUGAACUAUGUCAACGUCAAAGUGGUGACCAACCUGGAUGGCCCGUUCAUAGAAUCCUGUCAUCAGGGUUCUGUUGUGGACCUGAUCCACAUCCUCCAAUCCAGAGGUUUCCGCUGGACCUGCUCAGACAACGACCAGAUCCUGAUGAUCCUGCAGUGCGUCCAGAACCCAGAACAUCCGUCCUGCAGGACAUGUGCAGACAGCCUGUCACACGGAAAGACCGCGUUCACAGGGAACUAAGGACAACGUUUCUUUCAUUAUCGGAACCACAUGUCUCCGAUAAAGACUGCAUACCUCUUUUCUUUGUUGCUGGGAUGUCAUCACCACUUUGAUGGUUUAUGCAAAAACUGACCAAUUUCCAAAAAGCUCAAAUCACAUUUAAUGCUUAAUUUUGUACUUUUUAACCUUAUAAUCACGUUUUGAGGUAGCAUUUCAGCUAAUUUUAUACAUAUUAACCUAAUAAUCACACAUUGUGUUGCUUGGCGCUAUCUUAAAUGUAUGCUAGCUGUUUCCCUGUUAGCAUGCUAACAUUAGCAUGCUGACAUUGGAAGCUAGCUUUUUAGGUACAUUUUCACCUAAUAAUUAUGGAUUUUAAUAUAUGGUGCCAUCUUAGAAGCAGCACAAACAAAUAUAUCAUGUUUUCAUCAACUUUUAUCAGCAUUUUUCAACAUUUUACUUAGCCAUUGAUGGUUUUGUUGUAU